GCGCGCCGGUCGGGCUGGUCCUCGGUGCCCGCUUGCACGGUCGCGGGGCUGGGUAGCAUCCGCGGCCCCGGGCCCCUGCGAGCGCCCCUGGAUGGAGCCGUGCGUCCUCCCCGCGGGGGCGCAGCACCGGCUGCGGGCGCAGGGCGCGCAGGGCAGCCCGGCCAUGCUGGCCCCCGGCUGCGCGGCGCUCUGCCUGCUGCUGCUGGCUCAGGUGGGUGUGCAGCAGGCACCUGCGUGCGCCGUGGGACCCACAGCGGCCUCGCCGGGGAGCCCGAGCGUCCGGCGUCCUCCUGGCCCCGCGGAGUGGCCGGGCUGGGUGGAAAAGGGCGAGUAUGACCUGGUGUCUCCCUACGAGGUUGACCACAACGGAGACUACGUGUCCCAUGAAAUCAUGCACCCCCAGAGGAGGAAAAGGGCGCUGGCCCAGCUCGGAGCUGACUCUCUGCACCUUCGGCUGAAAGGCUUCAGGCACGACUUCCACCUGGAUCUGAAAACUUCCAGCAAUCUGGUGGCGCCUGGAUUUCUCGUACAGACUUUGGGGAAGGGGGGCACUAAGUCGGUGCAGACUUUCCCACCCGAGGAUUUCUGUUUUUAUCAAGGCUCGUUACGAUCCCACAAAAAUUCCUCAGUGGCUCUUUCGACCUGCCAAGGUUUGUCAGGCAUGAUAAGAACCCAGGAAGCGGACUACUUCUUGAAGCCCCUCCCUUCACACCUGGCAGGGGCCCCCAAGGACUCUGCGGGGGCUGGGCCUCCCUCCCACAUCCUGUACAAAAGAUCCACCGAGCCUCGGGAUCCAGGGUCCCACCAGGUCGCGAUGAUGGAGAGAAAUUGGCGGCUGGAAAACCACCACCUCUUCCACCACGAAGAUCAACCCCCGCGCGGUGGCUCCAGUCCCAGGCAACCACAGAAGCUGCAUUUCUGCGGAAGACGCAAGAAAUACAUGCCCAAGCCUCCCAAGGAAGAUCUUUUCAUCUUGCCUGAUGAGUAUAAGUCGUGCAUAAGGCACAAGCGGUCCCUUCUGAAGUCUCAUAGGAACGAAGAACUGAAUGUGGAGACAUUGGUGGUGGUUGACAAAAAGAUGAUGCAAAACCACGGUCAUGAAAACAUCACCACCUAUGUACUGACAAUACUCAAUAUGGUGUCUGCUUUAUUCAAAGAUGGAACAAUAGGAGGAAACAUCAACAUUGCCAUUGUAGGUCUGAUUCUUCUGGAAGAAGAACAGCCAGGGCUAGUGAUAAGCCAUCAUGCGGACCACACCUUGAGCAGCUUCUGCCAGUGGCAGUCUGGAUUGAUGGGGAAAGAUGGGACUCGCCAUGACCAUGCCAUCUUACUAACCGGCCUGGACAUAUGUUCCUGGAAGAAUGAACCCUGUGAUACUCUUGGAUUUGCACCCAUAAGUGGAAUGUGUAGUAAAUAUCGCAGCUGUACGAUUAAUGAAGAUACAGGUCUUGGACUGGCUUUCACCAUCGCCCACGAGUCUGGACACAACUUCGGCAUGGUCCAUGAUGGAGAAGGGAACGUGUGCAAAAAGUCAGAGGGCAACAUAAUGUCCCCUACGUUGGCAGGACGCAACGGGGUGUUCUCCUGGUCACCCUGCAGCCGCCAGUACCUGCACAAAUUUUUAAGCACUGCCCAAGCUACAUGCCUUGCGGAUCAGCCAAAGCCUGUGAAGGAAUACAAGUAUCCUGAGAAGCUGCCGGGAGAGUUAUAUGAUGCAAACACACAGUGCAAGUGGCAAUUUGGAGAGAAAGCCAAGCUCUGCAUGCUGGAUUUUAAAAAGGAUAUCUGUAAAGCCCUGUGGUGCCACCGGAUUGGGAGGAAAUGUGAGACUAAAUUUAUGCCAGCAGCAGAAGGCACAACUUGUGGGCGUGACAGGUGGUGCCGCGGAGGGCAGUGUGUGAAAUAUGGUGACGAAGGCCCCAAGCCCACCCACGGCCACUGGUCAGACUGGUCUCCUUGGUCUCCUUGCUCCAGGACCUGCGGAGGAGGGGUGUCUCACAGGGACCGGCUCUGCACCAACCCCAGACCAUCGAAUGGAGGGAAGUUUUGUGGGGGAUCCACGCGAACUCUGAAGCUUUGCAACAGUCAGAAAUGUCCCCAUAACAGUGUCGACUUCCGUGCCCUGCAGUGUGCCGAGUACAAUAGCAAACGGUUCCGAGGAUGGUACUACAAGUGGAAGCCGUACACCCACGUAGAAGAUCAGGACUUAUGCAAACUCUACUGUAUCGCAGAAGGAUUUGAUUUCUUCUUUUCUUUGUCAAAUAAAGUCAAAGAUGGGACUCCAUGCUCGGAGGAUAGCCGUAAUGUUUGUAUAGAUGGGAUAUGUGAGAGAGUGGGGUGUGACAAUGUGCUGGGAUCCGAUGCUGUGGAAGACUCCUGCGGUGUGUGCCGGGGAAAUAACUCCAGCUGCACAACGCACAAGGGCCUCUAUGCCAAGCAGCACCGUGCCAACCAGUAUUACCAGAUGGUCAUCAUUCCUUCUGGAGCCCGGAGUAUUCGCAUCUAUGAAAUGAAUGUAUCUACCUCCUACAUUUCUGUGCGAAAUGCACUCAAAAAAUACUACCUGAAUGGACACUGGACAGUGGACUGGCCUGGCCAGUACAAGUUUUCAGGAACUGCCUUCAACUACAGACGGUCCUACAGGGAGCCCGAGAGCUUAAUCUCCCCUGGGCCAACCAACGAAACAUUGAUCGUGGAGCUUCUGUUUCAGGGAAGGAACCCAGGCAUUGCCUGGGAAUACUCUGUGCCACGGUUGGGGGGUGAGAAGAAGCUCAGCACCCAGUCCAGCUACACGUGGGCCACCAUCCGCUCCGAGUGCUCCGUCUCAUGUGGAGGGGGGCAGAUGACCACGAGAGCAGGCUGCUACAGAGACCUGAGGUUCCCGGUGAACGCAUCAUUCUGCAACCCCGACACCCGGCCUGUCACAGGGGUCAUGCCUUGCAAAGUGUCCGCCUGUCCCCCCAGGUGGUCCGUGGGGAACUGGAGCGCCUGCAGCCGGACGUGCAGUGGAGGCACCCAGAGCCGGCCUGUACAGUGCACGCGGCGGGCACACUACAAAUCGGAGCGGGUCUCCGCCAGCCUGUGUCCGCAGCCCGUGCCCUCCAGCCGGCAGGCCUGCCAGCCUCAGAGCUGCCCACCCGCGUGGAGCACCGGGCCCUGGGCAGAGUGCUCUCGAACCUGCGGGAAGGGGUGGAGGAAGAGGUCCGUGGCCUGUAAGAGCACCAACCCCUCGUCCAGGGCGCAGCUGCUGCCUGACGCUGUCUGCACCUCGGAGCCCAAGCCCAGGACUCACGAGGCCUGUCUGCUCAGGCGCUGCCACAAGCACAAGAAGCUGCAGUGGCUUGUGUCCGCCUGGUCCCAGUGCUCUGUUACGUGUGAAAGAGGAACACAGAAAAGAUCCUUCAAAUGUGCUGAGAAGUAUAGUUCUGGGAAGUACCGCGAGCUGGCCCCGAAGAAGUGCUUGCACCUACCGCAGCCCCACCUGGAGCUGGAACGCAUCUGCGCCCCAUUUCCCUGCCCUAAGCACCCCCUGUUCGCAGCUGCAGGCUCCCCACAGGCCGACUGGUUUGCCUCGCCCUGGUCUCAGUGCACGGCCAGCUGUGGAGGCGGCAUGCAGACGAGGUCCGUGCAGUGCCUGGCGGGGCGCCGGCCAGCCGUGGGCUGCUCCGCGCACCAGAAGCCCGCGGCCUCCCAGGCCUGCAACACCCGCUUCUGCCCCAUCGCACAGAAGAAAGACACCUUCUGCGAGGACCGCUUCCACUGGUGCACCCUGGUGCCCCAGCACGGGAUGUGCAGCCACCACUUCUAUGGCCAGCAGUGCUGCAAGAUGUGCUCCACAUCCAACCUGUGAGCUGACAGGGCACAGGAGGUACCUGUUUCCAGCACCAGCGAGCUGUGUGGUCUACACCGGGGUGCUUCCGAGGAAGACGGAAGCUGGGAGAAGAAAAAACAUCUGGGGCUCUUAUAUAUGAUUCUGUGCAUGCCUGUGUGUGUGUGUGUGUGAGCACGUGAGCGUGUGUGUGAUUUGUGUGUGUGAGCGCAUCCCCAGGCACAUGGACAUGCUCUCGGGGAGGUGGGGAUGUCGAGUCAGGCCACAGGGUGCACUGUGCAGCAGGGCACGUGCUCACCUAGAAGUGCAGAGCUUUGUCAAGGAAGGCAGGCCAGGAAAUGAGGGAGAAAUACAGAACAUCUGCCUCUAAGGCUGCCGGCCCAGCUCCCACCUGGAGGUCCCUUCCGACGGCGAGAUCAGCUUUGGGCUGAGUCCCCAGGCCCAUCCUGCCCCAAGAGCAGUUUCUCUGCACAGGGACCUGGGGCCCGGACAGGAGAGCUGGUCUCCAUCCUGACUGGGGACCUCGCCUCUGGAAACGGGAAAAUGAAAUCCCUGCUAGGGUGCUCCUGUCCCUUUCAUACUCGUGUGCUGGAGGAAGAGAAUUUUCUUAUUUUAUGUUUUAUCUUUCUCAGUUAUUUACAAGUGAGUGUUCCUAUUUAAACCCAUUUCUUACUGCUUUUCUAUUUCAAGUGACAGAAUUACAGGUUGUAUCUGAAUUAGAGACUUACCGGUUACACCGAAUCCCCACCGUCCUACUGAGGACUAGUGGUGGGUCCACUUGGGCAGAUGUCAAGUGAUGACCUUGGAGCCCUGUGUUUCAUUUUUGUAUUUUGCGGGGUUUUCAAAAAAAAUGUUUCCGUAAAUUUUGGUUGUUUUUGUAACACCCAUUCAGAAGGAAGGCCUAUUUCCUGGUGAAAAGCUGCGCGGCUGGCCUCUGACAUCCUCCCGUCAGUAUCCGUGCGGCUUUUAAUCCUUUCCUGUGGUGCGAUCUCCAUUCCAAAUGGCACCUGGAUAUUUAUAUUUACUGAAGUUUUAUAAUAAAUUUUAUAUUGUGCGGCGUGCUUCUGAACUGCUCGUGAGUCUUCAUGACGUCUGCUCUUAGAUGCGAGUGCUGGCACAGAGACCGGGAAAUUGGCCUCAAAGAGAAAUGGGGCUCCAG
Delphinapterus leucas (beluga whale) is the source of this 4988-nucleotide messenger RNA. Lineage: Eukaryota; Metazoa; Chordata; Mammalia; Artiodactyla; Monodontidae. The record is from RefSeq and is a predicted model, not a curated record.